UGCUACGGUUUUGUUGAGUUUUGAUCGUGCCUGGUCAUAAAAAAUUAACUGCAUGCAAGGCCUUCACAUAACCAAUACAAGUAGUACCGUACGACAACAAUUUUGCCAAAGCCGAGGCUUCAGCCUUUUGUGUCUGUGUGUUUCCUAGUUCUCCUGCCACAGCAAACCCAAAGCACCACACCACACCACACCAACCACCGAACCAAUCAAUCCAUCCAUCGACAUCGCAAAGAAAGCAUGGUAUUUCGAUCGAUCUACGAAACCCUGAGAUCCCUCGCCGACUCCCUGUGGAAGGCCCUGGGGUUCUUCGAGGGCAAGGAGGGGUCCCUCGUGGUCCUGGGCCUCGACAACGCCGGAAAGACGACCAUGCUGCACCGGCUGCGCACCGGCGGCGACGUCCGGAGCUUCCCUCCGACCGAUCGUCCCCAGCAGACGGAAACCUUCGCCACCCCAGGAGGCGUUUCCUUCCGGGCCUGGGACCUCGGUGGCCACGAGGCGGUCCGGCACCUCUGGGAGGACUACGUCUGCGAGUCGUCGGCCGUCCUCUUUCUGAUCGACGCCUCGGACACGGCACGGUUCGAGGAAGCCGGUUUCGAGCUGGACGCGCUGAUCGGAGAAAAGGUCGUGGAGGACCUGCCGGUGGCGAUCCUGCUCAACAAGUGCGACCUGGAGAACGCGGCCUCUUCCGCGGAGGUCUGCAAGCAGAUCCACUUCGACGACCUAAGGGAAAUGCAGGGGGAGGACAAGAUCGAGGUCUUUCGCAUGUCGGUGCUCCGGGGGGAGGGCUACCAGGCGGCCUUUCGGUGGGUGGCGGGGUUUUUGUAGCUUGCGCAGAUCCAUCGACCCGCGCGGUCCCAUGCGACAAGACGGGAUGCGACUCCGUGCGAUCCCGCGCCACGCCUCAAUGAACCGAUCGUGCUCCGAGCCACGAGGCCAAUGGAGGCAUGUGCCACGCCACCGGAACGAACCCAUCGGGGAUGGGCUGGCCUGGCCUGGCCCAUCAAAGACGGGUUUCCACGAAGCUGCAGAAGCGAUGCGUCCCGCAACGCUUCGAUGGCUUGGGGCGACACCAAAUGCGUGCGAAUACACUGCGAAGAUUCUGCGCACCGUUUACCAAUGCUCAGUACGAAGAUGC
Molecule: messenger RNA, 1135 nt
Organism: Pseudo-nitzschia multistriata
Lineage: Eukaryota; Bacillariophyta; Bacillariophyceae; Bacillariales; Bacillariaceae
Source: the annotation of a GenBank genome assembly